Talaromyces proteolyticus is the source of this 1752-nucleotide messenger RNA. RefSeq names its product aromatic amino acid aminotransferase. Gene Ontology annotation, biological process: biosynthetic process. The transcript has 3 exons. Gene Ontology annotation, molecular function: transaminase activity; pyridoxal phosphate binding. NCBI's taxonomy places the organism in Eukaryota, Fungi, Ascomycota, Eurotiomycetes, Eurotiales, Trichocomaceae. The record is from RefSeq and is a predicted model, not a curated record. The coding region runs from base 1 to 1752 and encodes 583 amino acids.
AUGGAAUCACGCCAUCUGCAGAGCACGCGAGCUCCGCCAUUAGACCUAUCUCACUACUUCUCAGAUGUCACCAAGAACCGCCAGGCAAGCGAUGUGAAGCGCUUCUAUAAAUACUUCGCUCUUCCAGGAAUGCACAAUUUGGCUGGUGGUCUCCCCCAUAUGUCAUACUUCCCUUUUGAUACCCUAGAAGCCUCUGCCGCUCAUCCACAUCGUUUUGAGCCGACUCCCAUUACUCCCGUGGACCCAGAACCUCCCAAGUCAAAUCGAAACCCGGCCGCGUUGCAUGUAAAGGUGCCCAAAGAGAGCAAAGCUACCAAUGUCCUGAGUAAAAUCGACCUGCAGACCGCUUUACAGUAUGGCACUGCGGAUGGGUACCCGCCACUCAGCUCUUUCAUUCGGCAGUUCACGCGUGAUCAUCUACACCCUAAUGUGCCGUAUGCCAAUGGGCCUGAGGUGAUUUUGACAUGCGGGUCGACGGACGGCUUCAGCAAGGCGAUCGAAACUUUCACAAACCCCUGGAUAGAGCAUAAAGACGAUAUUCGAGAUAGAAGUGGUAUAUUAUGCGAAGAAUUUGCAUAUAUGAAUGCGAUUCAAACAGUUCGGCCUCGUGGCCUGAAUAUUGUGCCGGUGGUUAUCGACUCACAGGGCAUGAUACCUUCUGGUGAAGGCGGUUUGGCAGACAUCCUUGAAAAUUGGGACUUUAGCAAGGGUAAACGCCCACAUCUGAUGUAUACGGUGACUCUUGGGCAGAAUCCCACUGGCACCACCAUGCCGAUUGAGCGGCGCAAAGAAAUCUAUGCACUUUGCCAAAUGUAUGACAUAAUCAUCAUUGAAGACGAGCCAUAUUGGAAUCUGCAAUACCCCUCUGCAAUUCAAGCACUUGAUAAGCCUCGAGGUGGGGAUGAACAUAAAUUAUUCAACCGGAAUUAUAACGCACACGGUCGUUCCUCUGGAUACGAUUUUUUGGACAGCCUAGUCCCUUCGUACCUGUCAAUUGACACAGACGGCCGAGUUGUACGUGUCGAUACAUUUUCAAAAACCAUUGCACCAGGCUGUCGGCUUGGUUGGCUGACUGCUCAACCAGCCGUUGUUGAGCGGAUCACGCGUAUUACAGAGACAUCCACUCAGCAACCUUCUGGCUUUGUUCAGGCUAUGGUGGCUCAGUUGCUUAAAGGACAGUCAAGCUCAGCCAUGACCAACAGAGCCAGCAAAAGCGAUGAGGCAUGGACAAUGGACGGAUGGGUUCGAUGGCUCGAAGGGCUGCGAGGCGGCUACGAGCGCCGCAUGCAAAACAUGUGUAAAACUCUUGAUGACGGCAAAUACGUCGUCGUCGAUUCAGCCCCCGGCUCCUAUCCCGAUAGCUGGUCCAUGGUUAGCAAAGUACCAAUGUAUGAGUUUGACUGGCCCAUAGCGGGCAUGUUUAUAUGGAUUAAAAUUCGAUACGACACUCACCCACUCCUUGAAAUAUACGGAGCAGAGAAAGUGUGCUCAGCGUUAUGGGCGUUCCUGACAACAAAACCGUUCCUCUGUCUGGCUGCGCCUGGAUUGAUGUUUGCACCCACGGCAGCUGUUCAGGAGUACGCUUUCCAGUACCUGCGACUCUGUUUUGCACCGAUGCCUGAAGAUGAAGUCAUCGACUACGCCCAGCACUUUAAUGCGGGAUGCAGAGCGUUCUGGCAGUUACAGGACUUUGACGGCGUUCCUGAUUUAGAUGAAGACAUGGAGUCAGGAGCAGGGUUGAAGGUUUGGUAG